GCAGCUAGCUUUUCUUUUGAAGUAAACGUAAAAGCGUCUGUAUUACCUGUAUACAUUUUCUUGUAAAGGUUUUAUUCAACACCAUGUACACUGGCCACUGGGGAAAUAUAUGUUUUCAAAUCCCCUUCUGAAAGCCUCAUCCACACACGCAAAUUAGUUUUCCUUAGUAGAAUAUCUCCGUAACAAUAAAGGAAAGUAGCUCCGCCCCUAGCUGUUGCUGGUUUCCGGUCCAGAUUGUGAGAUUCCUGGCUCUUUACUUUCUAAUUUUGAACACUAAUAUUUUAUCAGAUGAAAAGCCCUGGGCACGCUCUUUAAUUCACGGCAUUGUAAUGUCAUGGCGACUUCAGCUGCACCGGUGAAGCCAAAGGCUCUGUUCCUCCUGCAGGUCGGUGGUGGAGGCCACCGAGGUGGACCUGAACAUGCGAGUGGGUCUGCACACAGGCCGGGUGCUCUGCGGCGUGCUGGGCCUGAGGAAGUGGCAGUACGACGUGUGGUCCAACGAUGUGACGCUGGCCAACAUGAUGGAGGCGGGCGGUCUGCCUGGCAAGGUGCACAUCACCAGAACCACGCUGGAGUGCCUGAACGGAGACUACGAGGUAGAGCCAGGCCUCGGAAACGAGCGCCAUGCCUUCCUCCAGAAACACCACAUUGAGACCUUCUUCAUCGUUCCUUCUCACAGGCGCAAGAUCUUUCCAGGUCUGAUCCUGUCCGACAUUAAGCCAGCCAAAAGGAUGAAGUUCAAGACGGUGUGUUACCUGCUGGUGCAGCUCAUGCACUGCAGGAAGAUGUUCAAGGCGGAGAUCCCCUUUUCCAACGCCAUGACGUGUGAUGACGACGACAAGCGGCGGGCGAUGCGCACAGCGUCGGAGAAGCUGAGGAGCCGGACGUCCAUCUCGGCCUGCCCCGUGCAGCCCGCCCCGGGCUCCCGGGUCAACCGCUUCAUCGGACGGCUCAUCGAGGCCCGGCAGACGGACUCGGAUACCCUGGAGCUCAGAUACCUGACGCUGGAGUACCGGAACCCGGACCGGGAACGACGGUAUCACCAGGUGUCCGACGACCAUUUCGUCAGCGCCGUGGUCCUGUCUCUGGUGCUCUCCACUCUGUUCGGCCUCAUCUAUCUACUCAUGGUGCCACAGGGGAUGCUGGUCCUGCUGUUGCUGCUGCUGUGUGUGUGUUUCCAUGUGACCUGUGUGAUGUACCUGCACCUGACCAGUAUUCAGUGUCAGCCUGGCUGCCUCACCAUCCAGAUCCGCACGGUGGUCUGCGUCUUCCUGGUCCUACUCACCUUCUCCAUAACCCAGGCCUGUGUGGUGGUCUGCGUCCCUUGGCUAAGGGGGAGCGUCAACCUGACCUCGUCCUUUGAGUUCUUUGCCACGGACGCGACACUCCUGGGCUCGUGGAACGGUACUGCGGUGGAAGGGGCGUGUCCCAACGUUCCGUACACCCUCUUGUCCUGUGUGGCCGCCAGCCUCACCAUCGUCCCUUACCUCCGGGUCUCCUCGGUACCCAAGAUCGUCUUGCUCCUCCUACUCUCCACCAGCUACACAGUUGUCAUGGAGACUAGCGGCUAUCGGCAAGCCGUGGGGGGAGGCUUUCUUCACACCAGGGGCUAUGAUCCAGUUCUCGCUGUCCUGCUGUUUACUGGAGCUCUGACAUUACACUCCCGGCAGCUGGAUCUGAAGCUACGACUGGACUAUCUCUGGGUCACUCAGGCUGAGGAGGAGCGGGGAGACAUGGAGAAGGUGAAACUGGACAACAAGAGGAUCCUGUUCAACCUGCUGCCGGCCCACGUGGCCCAGCACUUCCUCAUGUCCAACCCCAGGAACAUGGACCUGUACUACCAGUCGUACGCGCAAGUCGGCGUGCUGUUUGCGUCCAUCGCCAACUUCAACGAUUUCUACAUCGAGCUGGACGGCAACAACAUGGGAGUGGAGUGUCUCCGCCUGCUCAACGAGAUUAUAGCUGACUUUGAUGAGCUGAUGGAUAAAGAGUGCUACAGGGACAUCGAGAAAAUCAAGACGAUCGGCAGCACCUACAUGGCCGCCGUGGGGCUGGUUCCUACCACCGGCGCCAAGGCUAAGAAGUCCAUCGCGUCACACCUGUGCACUGUGUCAGACUUCGCCAUCGAGAUGUUUGACGUCCUGGAUGCCAUCAACUACCAGUCCUACAACGACUUUGUCCUGAGAGUAGGUAUCAACGCGGGCCCGGUGGUGGCGGGCGUGAUCGGAGCCAGAAGACCACAGUACGACAUCUGGGGGAACACGGUCAAUGUGGCCAGCCGCAUGGACAGCACCGGAGUCCAGGGCAAGAUACAGGUGACAGAGGACGUGUACCGCAUCCUCACGGAUCACUAUGACUUUGUGUGCCGAGGACAGGUCAGCGUGAAGGGCAAGGGUCAGAUGCUUACCUACUUCCUGGAAGGGCGGAGCCAAAGGAGAGGAGUGUCCGGGAGCCAGCCACCGCGGCACGGCGAGCGGCGCUCAAGCCACUUCGCCCGCAGCAAUGUGUGCACCCGCUUGAGCCCCGCCCCCACGGUGGCCACCUACGCCGCCAUUAGGACGCCUAUCCCCGGCGCGGCCAUGCCAACCACCUCCACCAGCAGCACUCGAUACCUGCCCUCUGCACCCGCCGCAAAGGUGUGAUCCUCGCACGCAUGCGCACCUACGCCCACGCAGACUCUGUGACGGGGUUGUGGUGGGACGCUCGAAAGGAGAAGAAGAAGAAAGAGCCUUUGUCUAAAGGAGGCCUUGGUGCUAGGUGCUUGGUUCUUGGUUCUUGGUUCUUGGUUCUUCGGGCUGUGUCUCAUUAGCCUCGUGAGACCAUCCUGAUCUUGCGAGCUCCAUUGUAUUUAUUCGCAGAUCAGUCUGGUAACCUGCGAUGGAGAAAAUUUGUAGCCGGUCGCUAAAUGCCAAUCAGCGCUGUUUUUGAGGCGGGUUUAGGUGUGACGCAACGAGAAGCGACUGUUCAGUGUAAAAACAACACGGCGGCUUCCGUUGAUCUGAUUGGUUGAUUUGGCCAGUCUAUCCGCAACAUAGGUGGUGAAAGACAGAUGGUUUAUCUAAUCAGCUAACCAGUAUUUUCACCCCUUCCCAAAAGUUCUCCAACGGAAGGCUCCCACAUGGAUAUGCUGAGCAAAUGCGAAUCAAUCCAUCUGGCGGAGUCAGGUUAGUGUCUCAUACCAGGGCUGAGAAUCGCCCUCGAAAAUGUUCAGAUCUCUCCCCCCCCACCCAACCCACAGCGUUUCAGCACUGCCUGCCUGCAGGGGCGCAGCGUAGAUGUCUAGUAGUAGUAGUAUUUAAGACACCGCUCGGUCUGGGACCGUUUCAAAGGCCAUUGAUGUUCCCAGAGUUUCAGCAUGGACUCCCCUGUAUGCAGAAACACAAUACUACACAGUAUUGAAGGUGUAGCAUAUUAUUGUCAAUAUUCUCAGUGUCAAACCAAAUCAGUGCUGAUGCCUUAUAGUGAUUUAAAAUGAGUUUUUUGCAGCGACAAAUACCCUUUCAAAUGAUUUCUGCAUUCAUUAAGAGAUGAGUCCAUUCUGAAAUGUAAUUAUGGCAUAUGUGUAUACCUGAGGAUGGGAAAUAGGCUAUCCACUUGCCAAGCCAACAGAGUAAUGCCUUUAAAAACGGGAUACCACAUUCCUAUAGAUCAAUAUCUAGUGGCACAUUCCUCUGGACUGUAAUGCCACAUGAGGUAGAAACCCUUUGACUCUCUGGGCCUGAUCAAUGGACCAUGAGUUAUAGAACCCGUUUGACUCUCUGGGCCUGGUCGAUGGUGAGCUAGAAACCCUUUGAGUCUCUGGGCCUGGUCGAUGGUGAGGUAGAAACCCUUUGAGUCUCUGGGCCUCGUUGAUGAUGAGGUACAAACUCUUUGGCUCUCUGGGCCUGGUCGAUGAUGAGGUGGCAACCUUUUGAAUCGUUUGGCCUGGCCAAUGGAUCAUGAGUUAGAAACCCCUUUGACUCUCUGUGCCUGGUCAAUGGACCAUAAGGUAGAACCUCUUUGACUCUCUGGGCCUGGUCGAUGGACCAUAAGAUAGAACCCCUUUGACUCUGGGCCUGGUUGAUGGAACAUGAGGUAUAAACACUUUGACUCUCUGGGCCUGGUCGAUGAUGAGGUAGAAACCCUUUGACUCUCUGGGCCUGGUCGAUGUUGAGGUAGAAACCCUUUGACUCUCUGGGCCUGGUCGAUGGACCAUGAGCUUGAUCCUCUUUGACUCUCUGGGCCUGGUCGAUGGACCAUGAGAUACAAACCCUUUGACUCUCUGGGCCUGGUCGAUGGACCAUGGAGGUAGUACCCAUUUGACUCUGGGCCUGGUUGAUGGACCAUGAGGUACAAACCCUUUGACUCUCAGGGCCUGGUCGAUGGACCAUGAGGUACAAACCCUUUGACUCUCUGGGCCUGGUCGAUGGACCAUGAGGUACAAACCCUUUGACUCUCUGGGCCUGGUCGAUGGACCAUGAGGUACAAACCCUUUGACUCUCUGGGCCUGGUCGAUGGACCAUGAGGUACAAACCCUUUGACUCUCUGGACCUGGUCGAUGGACGGCUCAGUGUCUUUAAGUGCAUGGUGCCAGUGUUGCAUAUCAGUCAUGUUUGCUGUUUGUUUUCCCUAUAAUGCGUGACUUUCGAGACUCUUCCUUGAUCCUAUGUCUAUGUGUAGCAAUAAAGCAAGUUUGUCUUCUAAACCAAACCACCCCUGCAUGCUGUAGCCAUCUGGAUAUCUUUUAACUGUGUAUGUAGCCUAUAGAGUGAGCGGCCAGAGCCAGUUUGUAUCUUUGUGAAAAUGAUUGCAUGGAAUUUGGAAAUUUAAUUUUUUUCUGUGGUGCGUGAAUAUCAAUCCUUCCUUUAUGAACUAAAAAAUAUCUGCCUGCUUGAUUGGAAAGACAUAUUUUUAUUGUUGCUAUACUUGUUAGAACAGUUUCUAUUUUUAUGAAAUCUUAUAAAUAAAUCUUAUUUCGGUGCAGAGAGACAAGAAAACUAAAUCAUUUAGAUAUAUCUAUAAAUAUAUAUCAAUAUCUAUAUCUACAUAGCUAUAUAUAUAUAUCGACAUAUACAAAUAUGAUAUGCAGACAUCUUUCUGAUUUGCAGACAAUAUAACCUCUUUGGGAUUACACAGAACACAAAGUAUAUAUUUGGUGGCUCAGCAUGGUACUAUUGGCUGACCUGUGACACUUAUGUCCUCGACGUUGGUGUGGCAUGCUUUGCCCAGACAGGGGCUCUCUCAUGCAUGACUAUGACACAGUCAGUGGAAGCACUGAAGACUUAAGGCUUCUUCGAACAGGUUUUCUUGCAUGUGCUUAAGGUAGCGGUCCUCUUGAAUGUAAGGUGCUUCUUUACCUUUCGUCUUCUCUAUGAGCUUUUUCUCGCUGGUCAGAUCCUCCAAAGGGAUAUUUCAGGAAUGAUUGACAGCAGGUUGGGAUUUUGCCUCCCGCUUGCCUUAGUCUUGACAACAGGUAGCUGGUUUUCAAAUGUGCCAACCUAUUUUCAAAAACAUAUCAAGGUUUAGUAUUGGGGCUGCAGUCCCAGGGACGGCUGACUGCAGUUGUUUUCUGUGAGUUUAUUUAAUGAAUGCCUGUAUUUUUCCGGUUUAAGCUGUCCCUGGAAAGAAAUGUUUUUGUAAUUGAAAUGGUGGCCAAUGUUGACUUUGGUAAGGCUUUUGAAAAGUGUAACCUGACCGGCAUUGUUUUGAGUGGAGUUGGUAUUCAAAUAUGUUUCAAGUUCAUAAUAGCCUUGGACUCAAUGUAUUAUCUUCUGUUUCAAAGAAAUGAAAAUGAACUUUAAUCAAAUUUUAUAUACUUGCUUUUAAAAGUCAGUGAUGUUAAUGGAAACAGGGUUGUGUACAAUAUUUUUCCUGUGAAUUUGAUAUUUUCAUACUGUAUGAUACGGGUUUAAAUUGUUAUAUGUAUCAAUAGAUAUUAUUGUAUAUUGUAUAUUGAGUUUUUCAGAGCUAUAUUAUGAAUGAUUAGAUAUUUGUCCAAAUCUUGAAUUCAGGGUGUAUUAAUGAAGAUGUUCUAUGUUGAUUGUACAUUUUGUUAAGAUAUUUUAUACUACGUGUUUGCACUGCUAUACUAUUGACGUCUGAUUAUGAAAUAAAGCAACAGGACAUGUGUCUUCUUGAACAA
This is a messenger RNA of Gadus macrocephalus (Pacific cod), 6121 nucleotides long. Its product is annotated as adenylate cyclase type 1-like. The record is from RefSeq and is a predicted model, not a curated record. Gene Ontology annotation, molecular function: adenylate cyclase activity. Lineage: Eukaryota; Metazoa; Chordata; Actinopteri; Gadiformes; Gadidae. Gene Ontology annotation, biological process: adenylate cyclase-activating G protein-coupled receptor signaling pathway; intracellular signal transduction; cAMP biosynthetic process. The transcript has 15 exons. Bases 420 to 2642 code for a protein of 740 amino acids.